CGAUAUCGAUCGUCCUCACCACACAAAGCCACCUUCUCGUUGCUAGACAUUGACUACAGCUAUACAAACCAUCGACGUGAGAUGACGGCCCCAGUCCAGCUCAGUCAACGGCUCCGAGCCAUCAAGCUAUACAAAGAGCUGCAUCGUCUAGGUAGAGACUAUCCCGAUCCACAAUGGUUCGCCAAACGUCUUCGCGGGGCGUACGAGAAGAACGCAAGCCUAACUGAUCCAACGGCGAUCGAGAAACAACUCGCCUUGGGGGAACACGUCAAGAAAGAGGUCCUAACGCUGAUAUCACUGAAGAAAUUCCGGCACCUCCGGCGUUCUUAUUAUCCGGACGAUCCCGCUCGAUAGACUUUAGGCCGUCACGCAGGGCAACGUCAUCAAGCACUGAGAAAUUGACGAGCGGAUCGUUCAUUCAGCGAAUGACUUUUGAAGAAACUUACCAGCUAGCUGGUGCAUGUAGGAGGCUGUCGGAGGGGGGAAGGAGGCGAACCUCGCAACAUAGUACUGUACCGCACUCCCCAGUGCACAUGUAAGAUACAUUGUAAUUAAAUCUUGAACUUCUGUAGCAAGCGAGCAAGGCAUAUAUCAUUA
Molecule: messenger RNA, 597 nt
Organism: Filobasidium floriforme
Lineage: Eukaryota; Fungi; Basidiomycota; Tremellomycetes; Filobasidiales; Filobasidiaceae
Exons: 5
Coding region: 82-354 (90 amino acids)
Biological process (GO): respiratory electron transport chain
Cellular component (GO): mitochondrion
Source: RefSeq, a predicted model, not a curated record